AUGCUCGCAUCAUCCGACAACAAGGCUUUGCCUUCCGAACCAAAGAAGAUUAAAAUACUUUUUGUUACCGGCAAUGAGAAUAAGAAGAAGGAGGUUCAACAAAUCAUGGGAGAUGAAUUCCAAGUAGAUUCUCUCGCUAUUGAAUUACCGGAACUUCAAGGAGAAAUUGAAGAAAUCUCAAAGGAAAAGUGUCGAAUUGCCAUUCAAAACGUUUUGACUGAUCCAAGAAUUGCCUACAAAUACGGUUCUGAACAUGUGAUUGUCGUGGAAGAUACUUCACUUUGUUUCAAUGCUUUAAAUUCAUUACCUGGCCCAUAUAUUAAAUGGUUUUUGGAAAAGCUCGGACAUGAUGGUUUGAACAAGAUGUUAGUCGGAUUUGAAGAUAAGAGUGCUUCUGCUGUUUGUACUCUUGCCUAUUGGCAUCCAAAGUGGUUGCAGGAACAACUCAAGAAAAUGAAAGGUCAUUCCCAUUUGCAUGACCAUGGUCAUCAUCAUGAUCACGGAGAACAUGGAUGUUGUGAUCAUGGAGAGGGUCAUCAUCACCACAAGCAUUCCACUACUGAAAACACAGAAUGCUGUAAAGGUUUAAGUGCUGAAGAAUGUUGUAAAAACAAGGAAGGUGGAGAAAAGUGUUGUGACAAGGAAGAAUGUUGUGAUAAGGAGGGAUGUUGCGAAAAGGAAGGUGGUGAUGAGGAAUGGGAAGACGAGGAUCAACAUGGAUGCUGUGACGAUCAUGGAUGUUGCGGAGAAGUUGAACUUAAUUUGGAUCCAUUGGUAAUAAGAGGUGAUACCAAGGGUAUGAUUGUUCCACCAAGAUCAAGUGAUGAGCCUGCUUUUGGCUGGGACCCAAUUUUCCAACCAGAAGGAUUCUCGCAAACUUAUGCAGAAAUGUCUAAGGAGCAAAAGAAUUCUAUCAGUCAUAGAUAUAAGGCAUUCAAGGCUUUGCAAGAGGUUUUAUUAUCCAACAAAUAA
Messenger RNA from Naegleria fowleri, 972 nucleotides. RefSeq lists its product as uncharacterized. The coding region runs from base 1 to 972 and encodes 323 amino acids. Gene Ontology annotation, biological process: nucleoside triphosphate catabolic process. The record is from RefSeq and is a predicted model, not a curated record. Gene Ontology annotation, cellular component: cytoplasm. NCBI's taxonomy places the organism in Eukaryota, Heterolobosea, Eutetramitea, Acrasida, Naegleriidae. The transcript is spliced from 2 exons. Gene Ontology annotation, molecular function: nucleoside triphosphate diphosphatase activity.